This is a messenger RNA of Prunus avium (sweet cherry), 1402 nucleotides long. NCBI's taxonomy places the organism in Eukaryota, Viridiplantae, Streptophyta, Magnoliopsida, Rosales, Rosaceae. The record is from RefSeq and is a predicted model, not a curated record.
UGAGUGAAAACGCAGAGUUUUAUUGUUUAAGAGAACUAGAGGAAGGCAAACCGAGAGAAAAGAAGUGAAGUGAGGCAGAGAGCAGAGAAGAAAAGGAGCUGCUGCUGUAGGAGAAGAAAUAAAAUUCCAGUCGUUUUCUUCUUCAUUUCGUGCUGCACAAGGGCGUUGUUCUAGAGACACUAUUCUUAUUUGCCUCUCUUUUAUUCUCUCUUGUAUUUGUGAGUGUGAACUUGCCUUCAAAUGGUCAUUUCUGAAGUCACUCCUUUCUUAUUUGCCAUAGGCAUCUAAGUUGUCUAAUUAAUAUGCCCUCUUCCUUAAUUUCGAUAAAUUCCUAUUGGAUUGAAUGCCUCUUCCCUUCCUCCUAAUAUUCUCUCUCACUAUGUCUAGAGUAAGUCUCCUAUUUGCUGCACACAUAGCCCUUCUCCUUCUCCUUGUUCCUCCUUCCUUCUGUGCCCUUUGUGGCAAUAUCAACAUAACGAAUCCAUUUCAAUUAAAUGGAGACCGUCAAAACUGUAGCUACGGGUACAGCACUUUUGACUACAACACUUUUGAGCUAUAUUGUGAGGAAAAUGUUACAGUAAUAUGCUUGUAUUCGGGAAAGUAUUACGUAAAGGCGAUCAAUUACAGUGACUGGACAAUCCGAGUUGUGGAUGCUGGUGUUCAGAAGAAAGACAACUACUUCUCCAACCCACUUUACUCUUUAACCUCCUACAACCUUAGUGCUCGUGGAGAUCCUUUUUCAUCUAUUUUUUAUAAUAGCGACAAAGAUAUUCUAGAACUCCGACUGUAUAGUCUAGCGAUACGUGAAGUGUCUAUAAUUUUUAUCAGCUGUGCAAAUCCAAUGCAUUCUCCUCGCCUUGUUGAUACAGCUCCAUGCAUCAACAAUUCUGCCAAUUCUUCUUUGUCCAGUACUUUAAGAAUGUUUUCUUAUGUCAUGAUUGGCUUGAAUGGCUCCAUAAUAAGUCCAUUCGAUUUGGGGGAGUCCUGCAAAAUAACACAAAUGGUUGUGGUGUCACCUUCAACAUCUACAGAUCUGCACCGGAACUUGUCCUGUGAAGGUAUAUAUAAUGAAAUAGCGCACGGCUUUGAGCUCUCAUGGUUUAACGCUUCAUGUUCCUUAAAAUGUGGAAUUGGGGCAAACUGUAGGGCCAACGAGGGUAAAAUCGAAUGCCCUUCAAAAGAACAUUUGUACAAGGAGAUCUUACGGGGCAUACUCGAUAUAGCAGAAUACCUGUAUGCCUUUGCGCUCACCCACAAGUGCUACAAUGUCCGCCUUCAGUGGAUGAUUCCAUUAACCUGUGUAAUCUCUUACCUAGGAAUAUUGCACACAGUCAUAUGCGUGUUUGGCUUUCCCUGUGCAACUGCAUUAAUGAUAUACAAAUGGAAAAGGAGCUCGUGCUAG